Molecule: messenger RNA, 2097 nt
Organism: Seminavis robusta
Lineage: Eukaryota; Bacillariophyta; Bacillariophyceae; Naviculales; Naviculaceae
Source: the annotation of a GenBank genome assembly
GACGAAGAUGUGAUGCCAAUCAACAAGCAAAAAGCCAUAAGAACUAUUGAGUAAUUGGUAAUUGAUGUUGAUUGUUGAUGCCUGUGAAGGAGGAAGUCAAGCAACCUACAAAGUACCAUUAUCUCUGUCGCAAGAGGCAGCAAAAUUGACUUGUUAUUUGUACCAACCAUGAUGAUUCGACGAAAUCCUAUCCAGCAGAAUAUCCUCGCAUCAUCAUCAGCCAUGAUGAUCAUGAUGAUGCUCUGGACAAUCUCCUGCAUGUCCACCAUGGCAUAUGGACUCGCUGCUGGUGCCAUGCCCCCCUUGACAUCUCGCACCGCCGACCAUCUACCAUUGGCUCGCAAGGCCAUGGACUACUUUGACUCUUCGCCGGAUCCCUUUUUUGCCGUCCAAACGUCCAUCGACUUGUUGACGGCCGCUGGGUUUGAAGAAUUGCCCGAUGGAGUUCCCUACCGUGGCAAGGUUGUUCCCGGCGGAAAAUAUUACUUUACGCGCAACAAAUCCACUCUGGUGGCAUUUGUCGUGGGAAACGCCGUCGAAACGGGAAAAUUCGGAUUUCACAUUAUCGGUGGUCACACCGACAGUCCCAAUUUGAAAGUCAAGCCGCGAUCCAAACGAGGCAAGGCGGGUGUCAAACAAAUUGGAGUCGAGUGUUAUGGAGGUGGAUUGUGGCAUACUUGGUUUGACCGAGAUUUGGGAAUCAGUGGACGCGUCAUGGUGCGAAGCAGCGAUGGGAAACGAAUGGAACAAAAACUCAUUCGGUUGGAUCGAGCCAUUUUGCGCGUCCCCAAUCUGGCCAUUCAUUUGUUGACACAAGAAGAACGGGAAGCCUUCAAAGUCAACAAGGAAGAUCAUUUGAGUCCCAUUCUUGCCAUGGAAGCUAAGAAAUCGUUGACGGGGGGUAAUAGCAAGUCGGAUGAAGAUGACGAUGAGGACAAGGACGACAAAGACGACGAAAAGAAAAAAGACGACAAAGAUGGCUGGUCCGAGUACCAGGAACCACUUCUGUUACAGCUGCUAGCCGAAGAACUGGGAGUGGAUGUAUCCAGAAUUGUAGACUUUGAAUUGAACUUGUUUGAUGUUCAAAAGGCUGCUCUGGGUGGAGCUUACUCAGAGUUCAUCUAUUCGGCACGGUUGGACAACCUGGCAAGUUGUUUCUUGGCGGUACAGGCUCUCGUCGAUCAUGUGGAAGAAGGAAAUGUGGACCAAGAUAAAGACAUUUCCAUGGUGGUCUUGUAUGAUCACGAAGAAGUGGGAAGUGCCAGUGCUGUUGGAGCUGCAUCCCCCAUCACGGGAGAGUCCGUUCGAAGAAUCGCGGCUGCUCUGAAUGACGGCAGUGACGAAGAUGCUCUAGACUCGUGUUUACGAAAGAGCUUUUGUCUCUCAUCGGAUCAAGCGCAUGCUGUUCAUCCCAACUAUGCCGCCAAGCACGAAGCUGCUCAUCAGCCAAAAAUGAACGAGGGCAUGGUCAUCAAACGCAAUUCCAAUCAACGAUAUGCUACAACAGCGGUCACUGGACUGCUGAUUCGUGAAGUUGCCAAACGAGCGUCUCUGCCUCCUGUACAAGAAUUCAUCGUUCGUCAGGACUGCGGUUGCGGCAGCACCAUUGGGCCUCUUAUUAGUACUGCCACUGGGAUCAGGGCGAUUGACAUGGGAUGCCCUCAACUCUCCAUGCAUUCCAUCCGAGAAACAAUGGGUGUGUGCGACUUGACAAAUGGUCUGGCACUAUUCAAAGCCUUCUUCAAACAUUUCAGAGAGGUUGACGAUUCUGUAGAGCAGUAGGGAGAUGUGCCGAUACUGGUAGCCCGUCACGCACCAUCAACAAUAGAGAAAAAAUGCUAUAGCUAGCUAAUAUGCACUUGUAUCGCUGUAAGGAUCAUCAGUUUUGGGUAACAAGUGUCAUUGAGCUACUAGAAUAGUGAGGACUCUCCUGACAACCACAAACAAGAAGCGCCGCCGAGGCCUGGAAGAUGAGGAUUCCAAUACGAGGAAAGGGUUUGGCUUUCCUAGCUAGGCUAGUCGUUGUGAAGGCUAUUGCUUUUGAUGAGAGAUGCAUAGCAAGCAAGGAAUAUUAGAUAAGAGUUAUUUUCUGAUUUU